AUGGAAAGUAAAAACAUUCGCUCAAAUAAAGAACAAUUUCUUACAAGCAAUGAUGAUAAUAGCAAUGAUAAUGAAACAGAUAACUCGAUGGACACAUUCAUAGUCGAUGAUCUUAGUGAAGAAUCAAAUAUCAUUCGUAAAUUUGAUGAUUUGCAUGUGAAGAACAAAAAUAGUAAUGAUACAUCAGAUGAGGAAGAAUCUAGUGAUUUUUAUGAAGUUGAACGAAUUGAAAAGCAUAGAAAAAAUAAAUUAGGCAAGUUGCAGUUUCUUAUCAAAUGGGCAGGGUGGAGUACAAAGUACAAUAGUUGGGUUGAUGCGUCUGAUAUGCAUGCUACGGAAUUGAUUAAAAAAUAUUGGGAUUAUAAAAACAGUAGAUCAAAUUCACCAAGGACAAAACGGCAAUUGAAAAAGCGAACGAGAUCUAUAGCAGUUUCAUCAACAAAAAAAAAGUCCAAUUCUUCUAGAAUUCGCAAAAAUAUGAAUACAAGUUCUGAGGAUAAUAAUUUCAAAAUUAAAUCGGGUACAAGAAUUCAAAAGUUAUUGGGAAAAAAAGAGAAAAACCUGAUGACGUCAUUUUAUUUAGAAAGUAGUAGCUCUGAUGAUGAAAUUCAAUAUGCACCUGAAUUUAAACCAAACUCUCCGACUCAAGAAGAGAAUACAAGAGUUAUUAGUUUCUAUGAAAAUUCUGGUUCAGUUCAUUUAGAGGAUAGAUUUUAUUCAUUAGAUUGGGAACAGGACGUUGACCGUAUUGGAUGGAUCGAAAAGACUGAAGAAAACAACCUUGUUUUUCUAUUUUGGUGA
Messenger RNA from Dentiscutata heterogama, 801 nucleotides. The record is from the annotation of a GenBank genome assembly. NCBI's taxonomy places the organism in Eukaryota, Fungi, Glomeromycota, Glomeromycetes, Diversisporales, Gigasporaceae.